This is a messenger RNA of Lottia gigantea (owl limpet), 255 nucleotides long. RefSeq lists its product as hypothetical. The annotation marks the transcript as partial. The transcript has 2 exons. The record is from RefSeq and is a predicted model, not a curated record. NCBI's taxonomy places the organism in Eukaryota, Metazoa, Mollusca, Gastropoda, Lottiidae.
AGAGAGUUGAGAGCUGGUAGUCUACAGAUAGAUAAUGAAGAACCUAUAACAGAUAUUUCUACAAUGGGAGCCGAACAGCUGGAUACAGAUGGUCAGCUGUGGUUGGGUGGUAAAUCCGCAUUACCAUUUGGAUUACCGAACCCCUAUUAUUCUGGGUUCAAGGGUUGUUUAGACAGCGUUACUAUAAAUAGACAAGAGCUCCACCUAGUGGACAGUCGAAGUACCGAGAGCAGCACGAUAGCCUUCUGUAAAUAA